AUGCAACAUGAAAUUGAACAUAUUUUAUUAGAGAAUUAUCCUAAUCCACCACCACCUGGAUUUCCAUAUCCACCAUUACCACAAAUAAUUCAUAUAAAUAACAAUGAAUCGAAUAAAGAAUGUAGUAUUGAAAAAUAUUAUAUGACCGGAUCAAAUACAAAUUUGGAUGAUAUCGACAAACUUGAAACAGAAAGUGUUGAUUUAAAUGAACGCACAGCAUAUGUCAUUUCAAUUCAUGAACCAACUGAAUAUUUAGUUGAACAAGAAGAAGAAUAUCGAAAUGUUGAAAUAGAAAAAAGACAUGUAGAAAUUUCAGAAUAUGAAGAACCUCAAAAAGGUAUUGUAAUUAUAGAAGAAAUCAAUGAAAAAUUAAAUGAUACGCCUGCAUUUUUAAUUGAAAAUAACGAAGUUGAAGAAAAAAUUGAACGUGAAAUAGCUCAAGUAGGUCCAGUUAUUGAACAUAAAUUUUUAGAGUAUCCUCAUCUCCCACCCACUGGAUUAUAUCAUGUUUCUAUUCCAAAAAUUGUGUCAGAAAAUUCAAUUAUUAUUAUUGGACAAAAUCGCUUAGAAGAAUCCGAUAAUGAUUUGCCAAUUUUGAAAAAAGAAGGUGAUCAAAUAAAAAUUGAAAAAGAAGCAGAAAAAGAAGAAAUUGAAGAAAAGAAAGUUAAUGGUACGACAGAAUCAAAUUCUUUAGAUGAAACUAGUACUAUAGGGGAAGACAUCAAAGACUUGCGUAGAGAAAUCGAAACACAUACAUCAUCGGGACAAACUUUAAGUCAAACAAUAAUAACAACACAACCAAAAAAUGAUAAAGAUCAAUCAAUAAAAAGAUUUUCACAAAAAACCAUUCAAGAAGAAGAAGUUGAACAGAAACGCAUCAAAACGACAAUAUGCUGUUGCAUAAAAUGUUAAUCUUAUCUUAGCUGUUAUCAAAUUUUUUAAAUUGCAAGCAAUUUCUCAUUAUUUUGCUUAAAAACUAAAUAGAAUUUUUUAGAAAAUUUUACUAACCUGCUAUUUUAAUUGUUAUAAGCAUCAAAUUCACA
This is a messenger RNA of Condylostylus longicornis, 1043 nucleotides long. RefSeq lists its product as uncharacterized. The record is from RefSeq and is a predicted model, not a curated record. Lineage: Eukaryota; Metazoa; Arthropoda; Insecta; Diptera; Dolichopodidae. Bases 1 to 912 code for a protein of 303 amino acids. The transcript is spliced from 4 exons.